Molecule: messenger RNA, 1953 nt
Organism: Arvicanthis niloticus (Nile rat)
Lineage: Eukaryota; Metazoa; Chordata; Mammalia; Rodentia; Muridae
Gene: Gpr137b
Product: G protein-coupled receptor 137B
Biological process (GO): negative regulation of bone resorption; negative regulation of osteoclast differentiation; positive regulation of TORC1 signaling
Cellular component (GO): lysosomal membrane
Source: RefSeq, a predicted model, not a curated record
AUGUGGUGCGGCGGGAGGAAGUGCGGCUUGUUUUCCCGGCUAGGCUCUGGAGCGGCGGGCGCGGCGCGAUGCGCGGGUACCCGGGAGCGAACCGCUGCGAGCCCCGAUGAAGCUCGAGCCGCCCCAGCCUGAUGGAGGCGCCUCCGUGGGAGCCGGUGCGCAAUGACUCCCUGCCUCCCACGCUGAGCCCCGCGGUGCCGCCCUACGUGAAGCUCGGCCUCACGGCUGUCUACACCACCUUCUACGCGCUCCUCUUCGUGUUCAUCUAUGCUCAGCUCUGGCUAGUGCUGCGCUACCGUCACAAGCGGCUCAGCUACCAAAGCGUCUUCCUCUUCCUUUGCCUCUUCUGGGCCUCGCUGCGUACUGUGCUCUUCUCCUUUUACUUCCGAGACUUCGUGGCAGCCAACUCGUUCAGCCCCUUCGUCUUCUGGCUGCUGUACUGCUUCCCCGUGUGUCUACAGUUCUUCACCCUCACGCUCAUGAACUUGUACUUCACGCAGGUAAUUUUCAAGGCCAAGUCAAAAUAUUCUCCAGAAUUACUCAAAUACCGGUUACCCCUCUACCUGGCGUCACUUUUCAUCAGCCUUGUUUUCCUGUUGGUGAAUCUGACCUGCGCUGUGCUGGUGAAGACGGGAGACUGGGACAGGAAGGUUAUCGUCUCCGUGAGAGUGGCCAUCAACGACACACUCUUUGUGCUAUGUGCCAUCUCUCUCUCCAUCUGCCUCUACAAAAUCUCCAAGAUGUCCCUGGCCAACAUCUACUUGGAGUCAAAGGGCUCAUCGGUGUGUCAGGUAACUGCCAUUGGUGUCACCGUCAUCUUGCUCUACACCUCUCGGGCCUGCUACAACCUGUUUAUCCUGUCAUUUUCUCAGAUCAAGAACGUCCAUUCUUUUGAUUAUGACUGGUACAAUGUAUCAGACCAGGCAGAUCUGAAGAGCCAGCUGGGCGAUGCCGGCUACAUCGUGUUUGGCGUGGUGCUCUUCGUGUGGGAGCUCCUACCCACCACCCUGGUGGUUUAUUUCUUCCGAGUCAGAAAUCCCACGAAGGAUCUUACUAAUCCUGGGAUAGUCCCCAGCCAUGGAUUCAGUCCCAGAUCUUACUUCUUUGACAACCCCCGAAGAUAUGACAGUGAUGAUGAUCUUGCCUGGAACAUUGCCCCUCAGGGACUUCAGGGAAGUUUUGCUCCAGACUACUAUGAUUGGGGACAACAAAAUAACAGCUUCCUGGCACAAGCAGGAACUUUGCAGCAAGACUCCAUUUUGGAUCCAGACAAAGCAAGCCAAGGGUAGCACCUGCUGACACAGUCCUAUGGAAGAGUCCUCUAUUGAAAACCUUCAGCCAGACAGACUGGAUGACAGCUGAGUUUUUAAGGCAGUUUUCCUUAUGAAACAGAACUUUAUUUUAUUUUUGCUAUAGCUUUCUCAUGGCUCCAUAGGGCUAAGCAAUAAUUUAGAGCAAUAAACCCUUUAGUACUAGCACAGAGCCUGGCUAUUUCAGUGGGUGUAAUUUAAACUUUUCAGAGAGAUUCUGUACUUUUAUAAAGAUGUAUUUUAUAUAACUUAAAUACUAAUGAUAAAGUAUGAGGUUUUUCCUUGAUUGUUAAUUGCCAUGUAUGUUGUAGUUUGCACAGACUUUCAUGCAUAAUUCACUUUAAAACGUAUAGAAUACAUGGUCUAAUAGUUUAAAGCUUUUGGAAGCGUUUCCACAAAUCUUACCUCUGAAGGUCACUCUUGUGGUGGGCUCCUUUAACGGCCACUCCAGUGUUCAAAGUUAAGGGGAAGCAGAGUACCACGGACUGUACAUAACGGGCUCAGCAGGAGGAGUUUCUCUUAAACUUUGUCCUAAGUCUGGUGCUUCUUCAUCUGGAAGCACUAAUACAAGCACUCCAGUAACAAGCAGAUACUGUCAAGAUGUAGUCACCGACACUAUUAAACCUCCUCUGCUGUGUGUGUA